GUGACUUCAUUGUUUUCAUUAAACUAGCUGUUUAUGUGAGGUUGCCCUGAAAACUCAUUUCAUCAUUAACUUUUUCUCGCCCUUGUGCCAGAGACAGAAGGCGAAAAAAAAAUGGAAAGUGAGUGUGAAGAGAACCUGAGGACACCAACAGAGACCUCACCUCCACCCUCAGGCCCAGGUGGUCUCGUCAUCUUUGGACGGCUGGUGCAAAAACACAGCUAUGUCAGCGCCCUUAUCAUCAUGAUGGUGUGGAGUAUCACCUACAACAACUGGUUGACUUUCGCCCUGUUGGUGUGGUCCUGUAUAAUUUGGAUGAUGCGAGACAGACGCCGCUAUGCCAUGAUGUCCGCCCCUUUCCUGGCUAUCUAUGGCACCGUCCUGGUGGUGCUCGGCUUCCUGAGCGGGCUGCGUCUCAGCCGGGCCGAGCUGUACCCCGGUCUCCCUCUGGCUGUGAUAGCAGACUUUGACCUGAACAGCUAUCACCCUGCGCCCUGCGUCCACUUGGGAGCAAAAGUCUUGUACAGCUUCAGCUUUUGGUUGAUGUUUCGUCAGCAGCUGACGGAGAGAAAGGAGGAGCAGAGCUUAAAGGAAGAAUCUCUGGAUGACGUCAAAGUUGUGCCGCCGGAGGAAAAUCAGCCAUCACCUCUGGUAGCAAUGCUGAUCUCAGGAGUGAAGGGGCUGCUGGUGAAAUACUGGAUCCUCUUCUGUUGCUCUAUGUUCUUUGUCAUCAGUUUCUCUGGAAAGGUCGUCGUCUAUAAGAUCCUCUACAUUGUCCUCUUCCUGUUCUGUGUUGUCCUCUACCAGACCCGUUAUGACGUUUGGCGCCGGCUCCUGAAGACGUUCUGGGCGGUGGUGGUCGGUUACUCCAUGGUGGUGUUGAUCGCCAUCUACAUGUACCAGUUCAGAAGUGUGUCUGGGCUGUUCAGGCAGAUCAUGGGCAUGUCAGAAGAAGGUCUUCGGGACCUGGGUUUAGAGAGGUAUGACACAGUGGAGCUGUUUGCACGUAUCCUGCUUCCUGCUACGUUUCUAUUGGCUUGUAUCCUCCAGCUGCACUACUUCAACUCAGACUUCCUGACUCUCACUGACCUCGACAAUGUACCUGUCAGACAAACUUCCAGAGAGGAAGAGCUCAGGAGUUCAGUCAAUGUGAUAUCUGAGACCAUUAAAGAAAAUGUUGAAAAGUUCCAGAAAAGGCUUGUGAAGGAGCAAAUGGGAAAUGGGAAAAGUCUGGAGACUCUGGACAGCGUUGGACUGCAAACCUCUUCAGAGAGAUUAAAUGAGGAGCAGGAGGAGAGGACAGAAGACGAGUGUGUCACCGACAGUCAAGAGGACAAGUGGGUCGUGAUUGUGGACCGGGCGAGCCUGCUGCUCGUUCAGGCUUUGUCAGGACUGCACAAGGUCCAGGAGCAGAGCUGGAGACUGCUGGAGCUCCACAGCCUCAAGAUCGUGUCCUCCGGCAUCAUCUGGGUGUCACUGCAAGAGGUUUCUCUGAUGAACUUGCUCUUCCUGGUUCUGUGGGUGUUUGCUCUGCCAUUCCCACGUUUAAGACCUUUGGCAUCCAGCAUCUCUGCUGUGUGGGCCUGUGUCAUGGUGGUGUGCAAGAUGUUUUACCAGCUCAAAGUCAUCAAACCCCUUGAUUACUCCUCCAACUGCACAGCUGCCCUGGCACCAUCCAACAGCUCGGGCCUGGAUGAUGGAGAGGAGCUGAGGGGGAACAUGAUGGAGCUGCUCAGGAGGUCUGUUCUUUACAUCGAACCUGUAGACCCCAUCUACUGGUGUGGAGCACUGCGGAAAUGCGAGGGCAGGAUCCUCCCCUGUCUCAAGAACCAUCUGAUGGUGCUGGGGCUGCUGGUGUUUGAGGCAACCGUCCACCGGCACCAGCUCUACUUCCGUCUGCACAACGACCUGAAGGCCCCGCCAUUCAGCAUCAUCUUCCAGGGCAUCACGAGGCAGCACCUGGAUCACGGAAUCCUGCCCUGCAUCAAGUACUUCAUCAACUUUUUCUUCUACAAAUUUGGACUGGAGGUCACUUUAAUCGUGGCAGUGAACGUGAUUGGUCAGAGGAUGGAUUUCUAUGCCCUGCUACAUUCCUGCGCUUUAAUGGCUGUUUUGUCACGGCGCCGCAGAAAGGCUAUCGGGGAGGUGUGGCCGAAAUACUGUUGCUUUACUGCAGGGCUCAUGGUGCUGCAGUACGUGCUCUGUAUUGGCAUCCCACCUGCUUUCUGUGCUGACUACCCCUGGAGAACUGCAACUCAUCCUCUGACCUCUAAUGUUAUUAAGUGGUUUUACCUGCCUGACUUUGCUAUGAGACCUAACCCCUCAUUCAUAUUCUACGACCACCUCCUGCUGCUCUGCUCAUCUCUGCAGUGGCAGGUGUUUGAGGAGGAGAACCGAGCGGCGGUGCGACUGCUGGCUGGAGACAAUGUUGAGAUCAGCCGUAGUCUGGACCCUUGUACCUUCAACCAGUUCAUACCUGUAGAUAACUUCCUUCACUGCAGGUGCUACCUCGACAUGGUGAAGGUGUUUGUGUUCAGCUAUUUCUUCUGGUUGGUGCUGUGCCUCAUCUUCAUCACAGGCACCACACGGAUCAGCAUCUUCUGUCUGGGCUACCUGGUGGCCUGUUUCUACUUCAUGCUGUUCGGAGGCAGUGUGUUGAUGCAGCCGGUCAGAUACAUCCUGCGACUGUGGGACUGGCUCAUCGGAUACACCUGCUUUGUGAUCGCCAUGAAGAACCUGCUGUCUCUUGGUUCUUGUGCAUUCCUGGACAGCCUGGUGAAGAACAGCUGCUGGUUAAUUCAAGCCUUCAGCAUGUUCUGCACUAUCAAAGGCUAUGACAUCCCCGAUCCUGACGAUGAGUGUGAGCUGCCGGAGGGCGAGGCUGGCAUCGUCUGGGAUGCCAUCUGUUUCACUGUCCUCCUGGCCCAGAGGAGGGUCUUCCUCAGCUAUUACUUCCUUUACGUGGUGUCUGACCUCAAGUCGUCCAAGAUAUUAGCCUCCAGGGGUGCUGAGCUGUUUGAAGCCAAAGUGAAGAAGUUGGUAGCAGCGAGACUGGAGUUGGAGAAGAAAUCUGUGGAAACACUGAAGAAACAGAUGGAGAAGAUCAAAUCUAAACAGAAGGGUCGGCCUGCAGCAGCAGACAAAACGACUCUUUCUGCUGAUCAGGAGCAGGUGACACAGGCUGAGGAUGAGAAGGCAAAGAAAGAUGCAGGAAAAUGGUGGAAGCCUUGGGUGUCUCAGCCUGGAGUGGAAAACAACUGUGGCUACCACCUGUUUGAGAGUGACAGCGAGGAGGAAGAGGAGGAAGUUAUAGAGAAGAAGGAAGAGGAGGAGCCAAUAAAGAAGAAAUCUGCUUUCCAGUUGGCAUACAACGCCUGGGUCACCAGCUCUAAGGUGGCUCUUAAGGACCUGAAAAAGGAGAAGAAGAAAAUAAAGAAAGAAGAGAAGAAGAGAGCAAAGAAAGAGCUGCAGAGACAGCAGGGUAUUGAUAGGACAGACUCAAGUGAAGAUGAACUGGAUGAAAGCAUUGUGGAAGAGGAGGGAGAGGAGGAAAAAGAAAACAUUCUGCAGCGCGUUGUUAACACCUUGAAGUUCAUUUGGGUGUUUGUUCAGGCCCUUCUUGACGACCUGACGGAGGGUCUUAACUCGUUCUGUAAAGACAGCCUGGGCAUUUCCAAGGUGCUGCUCUUUGAGCGAGCAUUACUCAGCCAGCAGCAAAAGAAGGGUAAAGAGGUGAGCCAGGAGAGUGUGAAGCAGUUUUAUGAAAACUGGAUGUCCCGUCAGAACACACUUUCAUCUCAAGACGACCUAGAUGACUCCCUGAAUCCCCUGUCCUCCCCACCUUGUGUUCCCUCCUCCUCACACCAUGCCUAUGAAAAGCUGAAGAACCAAGCCUCUAAAGUGUCUUGGGGUAGCAGCGUUUCCAGCUGUAUGACAGAUGAGACGAUGCUUGGCACCCGGCAACCAACCCAGGAAGAGCUGGACGAACUUCCUGUUGUACCGCCUGCUGCUGACCAGAUCAGACGGAGGCUCAUGAGAACAGCCAACAUCGACCUGACCUUUGUUGUGAUGGAUGAACUUCCACCAAGCUGUGAAGAUGGGAGCCCUCAAAAAGAAGACCAUGAACAAAUGGACGAUGAGGAGAACGUGGAGGUUGAGACAAAACCUGAGAAAGAACAAGAAGAGACAGAGGAAGGGGAACAACAAGAGGAGGAUCGUGAGGUGGAGAGAGAAGAGCUGACUGAGAAAACACAGCAGAGAGAAGAUGGUGAGUGCUUCGAUUACCCAGAAUCCACCUCAUUGGGCUUCAGGGACAGUGAUGGAGAGAAAACCCUCGACCUCCCAGAAUCUCCCAGACCUCUGAGUCAGGAAACAAGGAAACUCACUGCCAGUGAGCUGCUGCUUAACAACAUGUUUGAAAAUGAAGAGAUCUCACAGUCCGAUAAGUUUUUCAUGACGUUGCCGAGGCCACUGAAGCUGCUGUUUGCCCUCUAUAACACCAUGGUGUCCAAGUCAGAGAUGCUGUGCUACUUUGUCAUCAUCCUCAACCACAUUGUGUCGGCCUCGUUCCUCUCCCUCAUUCUGCCCAUUCUCAUCUUCCUCUGGGCCAUGCUGUCUGUGCCCCGGCCAAGCAAACGCUUCUGGAUGACCGCCAUAAUCUACACAGAGCUGACUGUUGUGGUGAAGUACUUUUUCCAGUUUGGUUUCUUCCCCUGGACCACCUCUGCCUACCGAGGCAUCAAUGCUGAACGGCCCUUCGCCCUGCCCAACAUCGUCGGGGUGGAGAAGAAAGAUGGCUACGUCCUCUUUGACCUCAUUCAGCUGCUUGCUCUGUUCUUCCACCGGUCUAUUCUCAAGUGUCACGGGCUGUGGGACAACAAGGAGGUUGAGAUGCCUGAUUUUUUCAAGAAAAUGAAGAAGAAAGUGGAGAAGAGAAAGGUGACUGGAGGAGAUAAGACCAGCAGCAGCAAAGAGAAAUCUCAACGUCGGCUCAAGUUCCUCCCUCUGCAGGCCUCCACCACCUCCAUAUUCUGUAGACGAAGGAAAGGCGAGUCUGCAGAAUCUGAUGAGGUGAAGCCCAAGAAGCAGGACAGCAAGAAGAAAAGGCGUAAACAACACAGGGCUCCUCUGAGCAGGAAGGAGAGGAUCAGACAGCAGAUCAAAGAGAGGAUGCUACAGAGCAAAGCUGCCAUCAUAGAAGUCGCCCUUCACAUUUACCUACCCAUUAGACAAUUUUUCUACGACAUCAUCCACCCAGAAUACAGUCCUGUGUGUGACGUCUACGCCCUCAUGUUUCUUAUCGACGUAGUCAACUUCAUCGUUACUAUAUAUGGAUAUUGGGCGUUUGGGAAAUACUCUGCAGCGGCUGACAUCACAGAGUCUCUGUCAGAAGACCAGGUUCCAGAGGCCUUCUUGGUCAUGCUGCUCAUGCAGUUCGGCACCAUGAUAGUGGACCGAGCCCUCUACCUGAAGAAGUCCCUGCUGGGAAAGUGUGUUUUCCAGGUGGUGCUGGUGUUUGGCAUACACUUCUGGAUGUUCUUCAUCCUCCCUGGGGUCACAGAGAGGAGGUUCAACAGGAACCCUGUCGCUCAGCUCUGGUACUUUGUGAAGUGUAUCUACUUUGGCCUGUCUGCCUACCAGAUCAAAUGUGGCUACCCAAACCGUAUCCUGGGUAACUUCCUCACCAAGAACUUCAACUACCUGAACCUCUUCCUCUUCCAAGGGUUUCGUUUGGUUCCCUUCCUGACAGAACUGAGGGCGGUGAUGGACUGGGUUUGGACUGACACUACUCUGUCACUCUCCAACUGGAUUUGUGUUGAAGACAUCUAUGCUAACAUAUUUAUCCUCAAGUGCUGGAGGGAAUCUGAAAAAAAAUACCCCCACCCUCCAGGACAGAAGAAGAAGAAAGUGGUGAAAUAUGGGAUGGGAGGAUUCAUCAUCUUCGCCCUCAUCAGCAUCAUCUGGUUCCCCCUCCUCUUCAUGUCACUGGUCCAGUCAGCAGCUGGAGUGACCAAUCAGCCACUGGACGUCUCCAUCCAGCUCAGCAUCGCAGGAUAUGAGCCUCUGUUCACAAUGAGUGCCCAGGAGCAGAACUUGAUUCCAUACACAGAAAAUGGAUUCAACCGACUCUCCAAAGUUUACGCGACCCAUCCAUCUGCUAUGCAGUUCAUAAUGAACUACAUGGUGGAGGACAUUGUUGUUGCUAAGAUCAAGAGCGAUGCUAGUCUGCUGUGGAGUAUCAGUCCGGCCAGUCGAGAGGCCAUGAUACUGGAGCUCAGCAACUCUUCUCAUAUAUACAUGACCUUACGCUGGACACUUCUCAGAAAUGCCUCCAUAUCAAUGAAUGCAGAGACAAUGGGAGAACACACUGUGAAGUUUGAGGACAAGGCCUUGAGGGAAGGGAUAGUCCACAUGCUCAAAGGCGACAGCAGCAAACCUGUAAUCAUUAAUUCCCUGCUGCCAAAGUUCAUCAGGGGUCCCAAAGGACCAGAGUCCAAAAUGGCAACCAGGAUGAAAGUAGAGUACUCAGACCGCCCAGACCUGGCUUUCUUCAGGCCCAUGUCAAUCAAACUUCAACAUAUCGCUGGGGCUUCAGGAGGAGAAGCAGACCAGUGGUGGGUCGUAGAGGAGUGCUCUCCAGGUCUCACCUCCACCAACUACAACUGUCACAGCAUAGAGAUAGUGUUGUUCAACGAUAAAGUCAGCCCCUCCAGUCUGGGCUUUCUGGCUGGACAUGGCAUUGUUGGCCUCUACAUGUCAGUGGUGCUUGUCAUUGGAAAGUUCGUCAGAGAGUUCUUCAACGGGAUCUCCAGGUCCAUCAUGUUUGAGGAGCUGCCAUGUGUGGACCGCGUGCUGAAGCUCUGCACGGACAUUUUUGUAGUCCGGGAGACAGGAGAGAUGGAGCUGGAAGAGACACUGUUUGAGAAACUCAUCUUCCUCUACCGAUCGCCAGAGACCAUGAUCAAGAUGACCAGAGAGAAGAAAGACAGCUAGGGUUCAGUGGAAUACCACGUGCCUGUACAGGACAUCACUCCAAUUGGAUGUACUAGAGCUAAUAACAUUUGGUUCAGGGGAAUUAAAUCACUUCAUUUUUAUUAUGAGUGCAGUUAAAGUUGGAUUUGAGACAAAUGGAGCAGCAUGGGGAACUUCAUUAAUGAUCCAGAUGUAGCCAAAAAUCCUACUGAAGUGCCCCUGAGAAAGACUGCCUCACUUUCUAACUAAUCCUUACAUUUGGCUUCAAUGGAAAGUCCAAGCAGAUGAAUGCUUAUAUAAAAAUGGAUGGACAGUUUUCAUGAUACAAUUAAAACGCACUGAACCCCAACACCAAUUAACCUGGACUGCAACAAUGAGUUUACAGUUCCUGCCAGUUGUUAUUUCCUGUAGUUUAAUUUUUAGCUCACUGGGCAAUGCAUGCAUUUCUAAUGAUUUUGGAUGCAGGUUUUUACUUGACAUCUUUCUCCAUGACUUAUUCUUACAGGAAAAAUUAAACUUCAAACUACUGAUAUGCUCAUGGAUCAACACACAAAUACCUCUGUAAAUACCAUGUUUCUGUAUAUGGCUAUAUAGACUACUGCACUGAUUUAUUUAUACCAAAAUAAAAAUUGUUG
Messenger RNA from Scatophagus argus, 7604 nucleotides. RefSeq names its product piezo-type mechanosensitive ion channel component 2. The coding region runs from base 112 to 6990 and encodes 2292 amino acids. NCBI's taxonomy places the organism in Eukaryota, Metazoa, Chordata, Actinopteri, Scatophagidae. The transcript has 45 exons. The record is from RefSeq and is a predicted model, not a curated record.